Molecule: messenger RNA, 465 nt
Organism: Cladophialophora psammophila CBS 110553
Lineage: Eukaryota; Fungi; Ascomycota; Eurotiomycetes; Chaetothyriales; Herpotrichiellaceae
Exons: 1
Coding region: 1-465 (154 amino acids)
Molecular function (GO): carbon-sulfur lyase activity
Source: RefSeq, a predicted model, not a curated record
AUGAGCGAAGCCCCAGCAGACAAACAGACCUUCACGGGCUCCUGCCACUGCGGCUUCAUCAAAUACAAAGCUGCAGUGGCCCUGACCGACCCGCCCACCGCUGGCCGCUGCAACUGCACCAUCUGCCUCAAACAAGGCUUCACGGGCAUCCGCCUGCCUCGCGAGGACUUCACGCUGCUCUCGCCAUCGUCGCUCUCCGAGGCGCGAGACUACCAGAUCCGGUCCCCGGACAUCCACAAAUACUUCUGCGGGACGUGCGGCAUCCACGUGUGCGGCGAGGGCAAGUUCGAGUACCCCGCCGGGUCUGGGACCAUGCACGAGUUCUUCUCCGUCAACGCCCUCACACUCGAUCAGCCCCAGGACGGGCUCGACUUGAGUCGCUUCAAGAUCAACUAUGUCGAUGGGCGGAAUGAUAAUUGGGGCGCGGGGGUCAAAGACGUGCCCUGGCCUGGUGGUGCUGUGUGA